GAAACCUUCCCCUGGGGUGGGGGUGGGGGAGGGGAGCUGGACGUCCCCCCACAGACUCCGAGGAUGCUGGAGGCCGCCCCUGGGGACAGGGCGAAGGAGGGAGAGAUCCCGCCGAGGAAACUCCGCAGAUUGGAGACGGCCGAGGGCUCCCUGGACGACGGCGACGGGCCCCCUCUCCUGCUGCGUGCUCCCCUGCUCGGAGGAGUUCUACCGGCGUCAUCGGGAGACGUCCUACAGGAUGGUGUCGCAGCCCAAAGGCCUGGCCGUGAUCGUCAGCAACGUGCGGUUCGGGGGCGCGCAGGAGCUGGUGGACCGGCAGGGCGGCGAGGUUGACCACUGGGCCCUCGAGAGGCUGCUCAUCUCCCUCGGCUUCGACGUCAGGAGUUUUCACGACCGGACGGCCGAGGUGAUGAGGUCGGAGUUGUUGCAGUUCGCCCGGCUGCCUGAUCACCGAUCCAACCACUCCUGCGUGGUGGCUCUGCUCUCGCACGGCGUGGAGGGGGCAAUCUACGGCACAGACGGGGAGCUCCUGCAGCUCCAGGAUGUGUUCCGGCUCUUCGACAACGACAGCUGCCCCCAGCUGCAGAACAAGCCGAAGAUCUUCUUCAUUCAGGCCUGUCGAGGAGAGGAGACGGACUGUGGCGUGGACAUUCAGGAUGGGAAGGACCGAGCUCUGUCCCCGGGCUGUGAGCAGAGCGAUGCUGGGCGGGAGGAGCCACACAGGAUGAAACUGCCAACCAGAUCCGACAUCAUCUGCGGCUACGCCUGUUUAAAGGGUGAGACUGUCGGCAGUCUGCAGCCCCUCUCCACUAGAGGACACUGUGUCACUGACUGUAUCCCCACUGACAUUAAUCCCUCUCCCUCACACCGUCCCUCAGUGACCCCUCUCCCCCAGGACACUGUGUCACUGACCGUAUCCCCACUGACGUUAAUCCCUCUCCCUCACACCGUCCCUCAGUGACCCCUCUCCCCCAGG
Messenger RNA from Hypanus sabinus (Atlantic stingray), 976 nucleotides. RefSeq names its product caspase-2-like. Gene Ontology annotation, biological process: proteolysis. The record is from RefSeq and is a predicted model, not a curated record. Gene Ontology annotation, molecular function: cysteine-type endopeptidase activity. The annotation marks the transcript as partial. Lineage: Eukaryota; Metazoa; Chordata; Chondrichthyes; Myliobatiformes; Dasyatidae. The transcript has 7 exons.